UGAGUGGGACAAUAAGGGGUGGGACAAACUAUACACGUUGUUUAAAAAAAAAAGAGUAAUCUUGCCUUUUGAUCAUGUUCAAAGAAGUCAACAAAAGUCCUGGCUUCAUACGACAGAGGUUGUUGGAGAACCCCUCCGGGUAGAAGGAGUCUAGCAUCGGUACUUUGUUUAUCAUUGUAGAUGUGGACUGAGAUGAGAUCGUCUAUUUCGGUAGCUGCUCCUGCGAAUAUUUGUCAACAUUUCAACGAUUUUUACAACCCCAGCUUUUAGUGGACAACGUUUGAGGAUGUGGCUUCGUUUCACUUCAGCCUUUCUUGAAGGAAAAAGUAAAGGAAUGGAGACGUUGGCGUUUUAAAGAGGCGGCGGAGAGACACUUGAAGUUGACAUGGGAGACGUGCGGAGUUCACACGCAUCACGUUAAAAGGAGAGCUGUUAACAGAUAUGGGCGGCUCUGCUCGCUUCAUGACGAUGUUGGUCGGACUCUUGCUGUUGGUGUCUGCUCGCCCUGCGGAGUCCGAGGAUGACGGGAAGCAUCUCUGUACAUGCGAGAACGACAAAGGCACGUGUGUGAACGCCACGUGCAGAGGGGACAUCUGCUUUUACAUGUGGGUGCAAGGCCACGAGGAGAAAGGUUGCUUUUCCAACCAUAACUACAGGGAGCAGUGCUUCACCUCCUUCGAACGCUUCCACGUCUUCUGCUGCAGGGAGAACCUAUGCAACGCCUUUGCGACGCCACCUCCGAACAUCAAUGGAGAAACAACGACAGCCCCCCCACAGCGGCUCCCCCCAGACCUGUGGAUCACUGUGGCUCUGCUGAUCUUAUUCACGCUCUCCAGUUUAUGUGGAAUGCUGUUGUUCCUACGCUUCCGGCGUACACACGCAUGCCUCAAAAACGUUGACGACCACAACGUUAGCAUGCACAAGGUUCCCAACGGCGACGAGCCCACGUAUGGCGGGAUAUUUGAUGAGUUCUGCACCUCAGGGAGCGGAACCGGGCUGCCCUAUCUGGUCCAAAGGACUAUGGCCAGGCAGAUCUCACUUGUGGAAUGUGUUGGUAAAGGCAGGUACGGAGAAGUGUGGAGAGGAACUUGGAUGGGUGAGAGCGUAGCCGUCAAGAUCUUUUCUUCAAGAGAUGAGCAGUCCUGGUUCAGAGAGACUGAGAUCUACAAUACUGUGCAGCUUCGGCAUGACAACAUCUUGGGCUUCAUAGCCUCUGAUAUGACAUCCAAGAAUUCCAGCACCCAGCUGUGGCUCGUCACGCACUUUCACGAGCUGGGUUCGCUCUACGACUUCCUGCAGUACAGCAGCUUGGAGCCCGAGAGCUGCCUGAAGAUGUGCCUGUCUAUGGCGUGCGGCUUGGUUCACCUCCACACUGAGAUCGUCAGCUCCCAGGGCAAACCCGCCAUCGCUCACCGAGAUUUGAAGAGCAGGAACAUCCUGGUGAAGAGGAACGGGCAGUGCUGCAUCGCUGACCUCGGUCUGGCCGUGAUCCACUCCCAGUCCAAUGACUAUCUGGACGUGGGCCACAACCCUCGCGUUGGCACCAAGCGCUACAUGGCACCCGAGGUCCUGGAGGAGAGCAUACGUAUGGACGUCUUUGAGUCCUACAAGCAAACUGAUAUCUGGGCCCUGGGCUUGGUCUUCUGGGAAAUUUCACGCAGAACGAUCAUCAAUGGGAUUGUGGAAGAGUAUCGUCCUCCCUUCUUUGACCUGGUGCCCUCAGAUCCCAGCUAUGAGGAGAUGAAGAAAGUAGUCUGCGUGGAUCAGCAGAGGCCCAGCUUGCACAACCGGCUCCACUCCCACCCAAUCAUGUCAUCCAUAGUGAAGAUCAUGAAGGAGUGUUGGUUCCAGAACCCCCCCGCCCGCCUCACGGCACUGCGGGUGAAGAAGACCCUCUCCAAACAUGACCAGGACAGUGACUUCAGCAUCAACAAACUUAAGCAGGACAUCUAGAUCGCCACGCCGGCGACUCCAAGCGUAUUGUUAAAAUAUGUGCUACAUUCCCGCCAGCACGGUGAUGAAUAUCAUUAGCAUAUUUUUAUGAUGCCUUUUCUUAAAACAUUAUCAUUUGUGUCUAGACUGUUUUGUACCCAAGGCUAUUUUACUUUCCCGUGACUAAAAUCCCCCAAAACGCUGAGCAGAGACACAAUGAGGAAGACUUUCACUAUGAAUAAUAAUUAUAAGGCUCAACAUAACACAAUGCCUGUUCUCUAAGCACCUAAGUACCUUUUGUGAAAUUACUUUAGCCGCACGCACACAUUGAAUUAUUUAGUUGUGUAUAUGUAAAACACAUUAUUUUUGUAGUUAAUAAGGGCUAUGCAAUAUCACAUAUUAAAUAUGUCAUAUUGUAUGUAACUGUAUUUUUUAAAAAUUGAUGUAUUUUUCAAGUGUUUGGCAUUUGAACACUUUGAUUUGUACCCGAUGCAAUCCUCCUGUUGACCACUAGAGGCCACUAAAUGUUAAGGAUAAAGGAUUGUGAUGAUCACGCUGGUAGGAGCAGUAUUACACAAACCCCUUAAGGAGGAGGCUAAUUAAUGACUUUAUCAAUACAAUCCUGAGCUAACAGGAUUGUAUUGAUAAAGUCAUAACUAUAAAGUCCAACAAUUAAAUUAAAAAGUCAAUGUUUGAAUUAUGCAGGGGGGAAAAAAAGAACUAAAAUGACAUAUUAUUUAAAACUCAAUUCCAAUUGUAAUUAAAAAGACAUGAUAAAAUACAUUUGGAUGUUGUCUUUUUCUUUAUAAUUAUGUGUUCAUUACUGGUGACGCAAUGGCUUUGUGGUUACCAUGUUGACCUCCAAUCUCUGUUGAAGUAUCUCUCCUUGGAGUUUCUAUGUCCUCCUGGUUUAUUCCAGGUACUCCAGCUUCCUGCAUGCUAGGCUAAUUGGAGAAUCUUAAAUGUCCAUAAGUGUGAAUAAAAUCCAUUUUAUUUGUAUAGCUCUUAAAAGCUACCCAAGACACCUGAUAAUGACAUUAAAUAAGGAGAAAUAAACACAAUAGGUUAAAAUAAAAGAAAAUAAAAGAAAAAUAAUGCAUUUUCAUAUGUGUCUUGUGAUCGCCAAAUGUCAGCUGGGAUA
This is a messenger RNA of Doryrhamphus excisus (bluestripe pipefish), 3073 nucleotides long. The record is from RefSeq and is a predicted model, not a curated record. Lineage: Eukaryota; Metazoa; Chordata; Actinopteri; Syngnathiformes; Syngnathidae.